AUGCAACAGAGACGAGAUGAAAUCUUAGCGAAGAAGGCGAAACUUGCGGAGUUGAAGCGGCAAAGAGAGCUUCGUGCAAGCCAGGCUACUGCAAGCCGGCAGAGCACAGGAAGCCCUGGCGAUUUAGUGUCGCCCAUCCCAGGCCGAGCCGAGAACCGCCGCGAUAUCGAGACAUUGAUCAACAGUCUGGUGGGGGAAAGCCGACCUGGAUCUACCACUGGCGGGGCUGCGUCACCGGCUCGUAGGGGCAGCCGGCCGAAUAGCGUUCUGAGUGCAGGAGAGUUAAGCACGGAAGCAGCUUCGGAGUUCACGACUACCACAAAUGGCCUACCACCUCUUGCUCCAGCUCUGGCUGCGGCACCAGUUCAGCUGAGCCUGACAACUGCUCCUCUCAAGACGAUAUACGAAUGCCCACCGUCUCCUGUGAAGGAAGUGCACUCUUACAGCAAAGGAGUGCAGACCGCCGAAGAAUGGACCCCACCUAGCCGACCCAGGGCUCAGUCACUCUCUGAAGAUGAAGACCUUCCAGUAACGUCUACACCCAACAAGCGGUUAAGCAGAAGACAGCGCGAUAGGGAAGAGGAGUUGAGGCAGGACAUCAGGAAGGAGGUAGAGGAGGAGCUGAAGGCGUCGUUGGAUUUGCUCAAGGACGGCGUCCUUCCCCAGGAUAUGCCUGCCAAGGCGAACUAUCCUAUGCGCAAGCUGACGACUGAGGAACUCGAAGCCGUUACAGGCGCUCCCGACUUUGCGGACUUCCUAGAGAAGUCCACGAAGGUCAUAGAAAGGGCUUUAGAUCAGGAGUAUGAUAUUCUCACCGACUACGCCCUCCAGGGCCAAGAUGUGGACGACGAGGACGACGAUAGCGGUAACGUUGGUGGUAAGGGCCGGCGGAGGGUGAAGGAAGUGGCUCAGUUUUUCGACGAGAGAUGGUCCAAGAAGCGAAUGAUCAGCAGCAUCGACUUCUCACAUCAUCAUUCCGAGCUGAUGCUGGCGUCAUACACGAAAAACCCUACUGCGCCGCAUGAACCUGAUGGUUUGGUCCAGGUAUGGAGUUUGGCUCUGCGUGACAGACCAGAAUACGUUUUCCAUGCCCAGUCCGAUGUUCUCACUGCUAAAUUUUCACCGUAUCACCAAAAUCUCAUAAUUGGCGGAACUUACAGUGGUCAAGUACUUCUGUGGGACAUGAGAGCGAAAUCAGCACCUGUCCAAAAAACGCCCCUCACAGGCUACGGUCACACGCAUCCCAUUUAUUCUGUCGAUAUUGUUGGUACACAGAACGCAAAUAAUAUCAUCUCAACUUCGACAGAUGGUGUUGUCUGCGGCUGGAGCAUGGACGUGUUUGCUCAGCCACAAGAGCUAUUGGAGCUGAAAGCACCUCCAGGAUACAAAUUAGACGACGUCAGCCCUACAUGUUUGGCAUUCCCACAAACAGAUCCCACUUUUUUCCUAGUUGGUAGCGAGGAGGGCACUAUCUUCCCUUGCCACAGAUAUGACCGGGCAGGUGCAAAGGCGGGGGUAGAUGCUAGAGUCAGUUAUAAAGGCCAUACGGCACCGGUUAUGUCGGUUGAUUUCCAUCCGGCUCGAGGCCCUGUGGAUCUCGGCGACCUGGUUCUCUCGUCUUCCUUGGACUGGAGUGUUCGCCUGUGGAAGGUCCGCGCGCCUGCCGCGACAUCGACCGCUGGUGGAGAACCAACUGUUUCUCCUCUCAUCGACUUUGUCCGCGAAGACGUCGUCUACGACGCUCAAUGGUCGCCAAUCAAACCAAGUGUUUUUGCUCUUGUAGACGGAGCAGGAUGGCUCGAACUUUGGGACAUCACAGUUGAGACUGAGGAGCCGGUAGCGAGAAUAUCCCCGAGCACGCGUAAGGAUGGUAGGACCAUGCUGGCGAAGAGCUUGAACAAGGUCGCUUGGGAGCCAUCUGAGGGCAAGCGUCUUGCUACUGGAGGUAUCGAUGGAGUGCUGACAGUGUUUGAAGUCGCCUCCGGUCUCGGCGGCAGGGACGAUCUGAAGGCAGAGGAGUGGACGAAUGUGAAGAAGCUGGUCAAUAGGGUUGAGGCACACGGUCUAAGUGGCGCAAUGGUGUAG
Colletotrichum truncatum is the source of this 2085-nucleotide messenger RNA. Its product is annotated as cytoplasmic dynein 1 intermediate chain 2. Gene Ontology annotation, molecular function: dynein heavy chain binding; dynein light chain binding. Lineage: Eukaryota; Fungi; Ascomycota; Sordariomycetes; Glomerellales; Glomerellaceae. Gene Ontology annotation, biological process: transport along microtubule. Gene Ontology annotation, cellular component: cytoplasmic dynein complex. The record is from RefSeq and is a predicted model, not a curated record.